AUGUUUUUCUUUGACUUGUGCACGCGCCCGUUGUGCUGUCCCGAUCGCCCGCCCUCCCCCCCCCUCGUCCCUCUUUGUGGCGCAAUGGUUUCGCGCGUGACUCCCUUCAUUGUCUUCCUCAAUAUUAUCCACUCUCCCUCCCUCUCGCAUGACGGCGACGCGGCACACACGCAGGCACGCCCCGCCACGCGCGUGCGCAUACACGUCAACGAGUACGAACUUAAAGAGACACACCCGCACCCCGCCCACAAGCACCUUAGAGUACUGCGCGCUCGCCACUCAACGCUCGUGUACUGUGCAACCAUGGCACAGCCGUCCGGUGACGAAGCAAUCACUAGCAAGAGUUUCUCGGGCACGGCCAAGGGAGCCACGCCACACGAGACCAUCUCCAUCGCGUUUACGCACUCGCAGUACGCCACGCCGUGCCAUGAUCACACGGUCCCCGGCAGCACGCCAGGUCACCGGCUGCGUCGACUGGGGCGGCGGCAUCAGCCCGCCGACAUCCUGCGCAACCACCUGAGCCACGCGCUGGUGGCGCACAGCAGCGUCGUCACAACGGCGAAGAGUAGCGGCGGCUACUAUCACUACUGUUGCAGCGAUCCCUGGGAGGGCAAUGCCGAUCACCCGGCACCGCUGGGCGGCAACUACGUGCUACACACGAAGAACGGCGGCAAGCGGCACUUCGACGAGCCCACGGGCUUCCUCAGCGAGCCGGUGUGGCAUCCGUCGAAGCGCGUGAUUCUGCCGCCGCAGGAGCACGAGCGGCCGCCAGCGACGCAGCGGCGCGGGCGCGGUGUGUACAACACAACCGACGGCUGGAUCCACCCAGACGCCGAGGAAGCGCAGGCACGGCGCGAGGAGGAGGCAGUGCGGCAGCACUCACGCGGUGGCAAGGCGCAGGUGGCAAGGCCACCGGAUCACACGCUGGAGGAGCUGAGCAUGUGGGUCAGGACGGGAAAAGGUAGUGGCGUCGGUGCUGCCGGGCCAUCUUCCGAAGCGGAAGAGGCAGCGGCCACGGCGGCAGCUAACGGGCGCGAAGGGAAGCGGCACCUGCUUCCCCACCACAAGACGAACACGCCCAUGGUUUCAGCGGUAGCACCGCUCACAGGGCCGCCCCCGCCGAAAGUCCUCGCCGACUACAAUGACAGCCAGGUGCUGCCCGCCAUCGGUCAGGGGGUGUCGAUGCAACGCUGCACGGCGGCGGAGGCAGACGCCUUAGCGCAGCGCCAACGCGAGAAGCGCGUGCAGCACUUGCUGCAGACCAUGAAGGCGGUGGCCGCCGAGUCAGAGACACGAGCAGCAGACAUCCAAGCGGUGCGAGAGUUGCCGAACUGGUAG
Messenger RNA from Leishmania major strain Friedlin, 1338 nucleotides. RefSeq lists its product as hypothetical. The coding region runs from base 1 to 1338 and encodes 445 amino acids. The transcript has a single exon. The record is from RefSeq and is a predicted model, not a curated record. NCBI's taxonomy places the organism in Eukaryota, Euglenozoa, Kinetoplastea, Trypanosomatida, Trypanosomatidae.